AUGGGGAGCCGAACGGGUCUAAGUUCGGCCUCGAGCAAGCUGCACUCGCAGUCUCAGGUGUGGACGCAGUGGACCGACGAAUCGCGCGAGCGGUUGAUGGGAGCCACCAUCGCUGAUGGAUGA
Molecule: messenger RNA, 123 nt
Organism: Peronospora matthiolae
Lineage: Eukaryota; Oomycota; Peronosporomycetes; Peronosporales; Peronosporaceae
Source: the annotation of a GenBank genome assembly